Molecule: messenger RNA, 828 nt
Organism: Trypanosoma conorhini
Lineage: Eukaryota; Euglenozoa; Kinetoplastea; Trypanosomatida; Trypanosomatidae
Product: trans-sialidase
Exons: 1
Coding region: 1-828 (275 amino acids)
Source: RefSeq, a predicted model, not a curated record
AUGGUGACCAUCAACGAAGCGCCACCGACCGCCACCCCACUGCUGGGCGUGAGGACAGCGGAGGCUGGAAUGUAUCUGGGGCUGUGGUACGACGAGCAGAAGCGCUGGAGGACGGAGUUCAGAGCAGAAGCGGAUGCACAAAGAAUGACGUGGGAGGAGGGGAAGGCAUACCGAGUGGUGCUCACGGUGGAAAACGGCACGGGCUCGGCAUACGUCGACGGACAGCUUGUGGGGAGUUUGGAGGAGAAACCCCCGGCUAGUUUUGUUGCUUUGCCUGAGCAUGUGUUUUAUCCCGAAGAAACUCUGCUAUGGAGGAGGCCGCCGGAGAGGGUCUCGCACAUCUUCGUUGGGGAAUACAGGUACGGCGAAGUAAACGCAGAGGUCCACGUGACGGUGAAGAACGUCUUGCUGUACAACCGCUGCUUCAACGCCAGUGAGGUUGCCGCUCUGCAGGAGAAGGAAAAGGAGGAGACCAGCGUGGCGGCGCCGGGGGAGGUGCCUCGCACCGCCGCACCCGCCGCCAGUGACCCGACGAACUCUGCGCACGGCGAGGCUGCAGCAACUGGCGGUGUGACGGAGGAGCCGUCAGGGGCAGCCGGCACUGGCUCCGCGGCGACCGACGCGGCUGGGAGUUCUGCGGGGAGUGCGUCGGUGCCGCGCGGUGCACCGGCGCCGGGCCUAAACAACGCCUCCGCCGCACUCGCAAAGGAGGCUGCGGGCACAGUGCAGAGGGAGGCUGGCGGCGGCGACGGCACUGCGCGUGGGAGUGUGUCUGUGGUGCUCUCGCUGCUUAUGCUUGCGCUGUGGGCAUGUGUUUCGCUCCUCUGA